AUGUUUUGUUUCCUAUUGGCGUCAACUAUUUCUUUUACUCCUUCAAAAUUUGGAUAUCCUGGAACUGAUACUGUUCAAGCACAGGAGACAGAUUCUAUUAUAAUAUUAAACGAAGUUCCAAAAUCGAUGAACUUAAAACCUAUUAGAGCUAAAAAUUAUUCCAAUCCGCCAAUUGAAGAUGAUCAGUAUGUUUGGCCAAGUCAUCCUUAUACAUGUCCUAAAUCAAUACUUGAUAGUGAAACAGUUGGAAUUAGAAAGGACUUUUGCAAGUGGGCAGAAAGUGUUAGUGAAGAUGAACUUUAUUACCAUCCUGCAGGUUCAAAACAAUUCCUUGGUGAUGAUGCUGUCAUCAAUGCUUCAAAAAGAUAUAAAGCAAGAAUUUUCUUAAACUCAAGACGUGGAUUAUAUCAUCCAACAGGUCUUUAUGCUCCACCUGGUGAACGUAUUACAAUCGAAAUACCAACAAAAAGUGUUGGUAAAAUUACUUUUUCUAUUAAUAGACAUGUUGAUACCCAAGCGAGUCAUGAUGUCAGACUUGGUGGAACAAGAUGUGAGUUUUCUCUUCAAGGAACUGUAACACAAUUCUCAUGGCCAUAUGGUGGCACAGUUGACUUCUUUGUUAAUGCAGAUUCUCUCAAUGCAGGUGUAGACAUCAAUGUCACAGGUGUCAUCAGAUGUCCUUUCUUCAUAUAUGGUGUCACAACAGAUGAAGAGUGGGAAGAAGAGAUCGCACAACUUCCAGGUCCAAUUUUAUCACUCGACUAUGGUGCAGGUUUUGUUGCAGCACCAAGUAGUCUCACGAAAACUGCAGUUCAACUUAAUGAUGCUAUGGCCUUUUGGUGA
This is a messenger RNA of Trichomonas vaginalis G3, 843 nucleotides long. Its product is annotated as experimental autoimmune prostatitis antigen 2-related family. NCBI's taxonomy places the organism in Eukaryota, Parabasalia, Trichomonadida, Trichomonadidae. The record is from RefSeq and is a predicted model, not a curated record. Bases 1 to 843 code for a protein of 280 amino acids. The transcript has a single exon.